AUGGCUGAGACUGACUACAACUUCGAGGGCUGGAUGGGCCUAGACUCAAGCUCUUGCGAGGGCAAGAUGGUCUGGAAGGAGUUCGAGCCCAAGACCUGGGAGGAGACCGAUAUCGACAUCAAGAUCUCUCACUGCGGUAUUUGCGGAAGCGACUUGCACACUCUGCGCAGUGGCUGGAGACCCAGUCUGUACCCCGUGUGCGUGGGCCACGAGAUCGUCGGAACCGCCGUUCGCGUGGGAUCCAAGGUGACAAACGGCAUCAAGGUCGGUGACCGUGUCGGCGUCGGUGCGCAGAGUGACUCCUGCCUCGGCCGUCAGGGCGAUUGUGAGGAAUGCGCGAUGGGACUGGAACAGUACUGCGGCAAGGGCAUCACCGGCACCUACAACAGCAAGUACCACAACGGCGAUAAGUCGUAUGGCGGUUACGCGACCUACAACCGCGUGCCCUCGCACUUUGCCAUCAAAAUUCCCGAUAGCAUCCCGUCGGCGGCCGCCGCGCCCAUGUUGUGUGGUGGUGUGACAUUGUAUAGCCCGUUGAAGCACAACAACUGUGGCCCGGGCAAGCGCGUCGGCAUCAUCGGUGUUGGUGGUCUCGGCCACUUUGGUGUGCUGUUCGCCAAGGCCAUGGGCGCUGAUCAGGUCGUUGCGAUUUCCCGCAAGACUGCGAAGAGUGAGGAUGCGAUCAAGAUGGGUGCGGAUCUGUAUAUUGCGACGGACGACGAGCCAGACUGGGCGACGAAGCAUGCUCGCUCUCUGGACUUGAUCGUUUGCACUGUGUCUUCCUCCAAGAUGCCCAUGCCCGAGUAUCUGGGCUUGCUUCGCACCAACGGUACCAUGGUGCAGGUUGGUCUGCCUGAUGACGGCACGCUCUAUGCCCCCGUGCGCAACCUGAUCCGCCGUUUGAAGGUUGAGAGCUCCAUGAUAGGCAGCCCCAACGAGAUUCGAGAGAUGUUCGAGCUCGUCGCCCAGAAGAACAUCCAGCCUUGGAUCCAGGAGGUCCCCAUGAAGGAGGCCAACAAGGCCAUUGUGGAUAUGGAGGAUGGUAAAGCACGCUAUCGCUACGUGUUGGUCAACCAGUAA
Molecule: messenger RNA, 1080 nt
Organism: Penicillium diatomitis
Lineage: Eukaryota; Fungi; Ascomycota; Eurotiomycetes; Eurotiales; Aspergillaceae
Product: NAD(P)-dependent alcohol dehydrogenase
Exons: 3
Coding region: 1-1080 (359 amino acids)
Biological process (GO): alcohol metabolic process
Molecular function (GO): zinc ion binding; alcohol dehydrogenase (NADP+) activity
Source: RefSeq, a predicted model, not a curated record